Peronospora matthiolae is the source of this 300-nucleotide messenger RNA. The record is from the annotation of a GenBank genome assembly. Lineage: Eukaryota; Oomycota; Peronosporomycetes; Peronosporales; Peronosporaceae.
AUGGAAGCACUGGGAGGCUUUACGCGGCGGAGGCGGCAAGUGUACGUGACGAGGGGAGAAGACGUAACAAAUCCAUUUAUACAUAGCGAAGAGGGUAGGCAGGAACCACCUCACUACUACUACUACCGCAUCAGCAAGCAAACGGCUUUGUCGAAAGGAAACGGUAGAGAUCCAGGAGGCGUUUUGCAACGACGGGACAAGACGAGCGAGCGAGCAGCUGGCUGGAACCUCACUUUAGCGAGAAGGAAGGCGCACGUACAGUGGGUGUGGUGGUGGCAUAGUGGGAACGUGAGGAUCUAA